Molecule: messenger RNA, 1989 nt
Organism: Aspergillus homomorphus CBS 101889
Lineage: Eukaryota; Fungi; Ascomycota; Eurotiomycetes; Eurotiales; Aspergillaceae
Product: FAD binding domain protein
Exons: 5
Coding region: 1-1989 (662 amino acids)
Molecular function (GO): FAD binding; oxidoreductase activity
Source: RefSeq, a predicted model, not a curated record
AUGAAGGUCGCGAGUAUCAUCAACGCCCUCCUGCUCUGCCAGUCUGCAGCAGCAGCAGCAGCAGGAUCUAGCGGAUCUCGCAUUGCAGCUCCAGCAGCAACAACCGCGACAGCUUUCACACCGGGCGCGCCACCGCUAUUCGCCGGCGAAACAGUGCAGCUCACAGACAACGUCCUUCGGAAUCUCACAGCGAGUCUCCAACACGAGAAUGUGUCGAGUCUCUUCGCCUUCGGCGAUAAGCACCCCCCACCCCAGAGUCCAAGACAAUGCAAGGCCAUGCCCGGCGACGCGGCGUGGCCAUCACCGUCAACAUGGGAGCUAUUUGCUCAGCUCCUGGGCGGAAGCCUCCUCCGCCCCGCCCCGCUGGCAGCACCGUGCUACGCAGACUGGCCGGAGUACGACAACGCAACAUGCUACAAGCUGAGCAUGAACUGGUUCAAUUCGUCCAUGCACAUCAACCACCCAACCUCAGUCAUGAACCCCCUCUACACAGGCCGCAGCUGCAUGGCCUUCGGCUUCAACUACACCUCCACCUGCACGGAGGGCGGGUACGCAACCUACGUCGUGAACGCGAGCAGCGUCGCGCAGAUCCAACUAGCCGUCAACUUCGCACGCAACGCCAACCUCCGGCUGGUGGUCAAAAACACAGGCCACGAUUUCAGCGGUAAGUCCGCCGGGAAGGGCGCGCUGUCGGUGUGGACGCAUGCGCUGAAUGACCGCGCGUUCUACCCGUCUUUCGCGGCGGAUGGCGGGUACGUGGGCCCGGCGAUUAAGCUGGGCGCUGGCGUGCAGGCUUUCGUGGCGUACGAGUUUGCGAAGCAAAAUAACGUGACGGUUGUUGGCGGGGAGGGCGUCACUGUGGGUUUGGCUGGCGGGUAUACCCUUGGCGGCGGGCAUUCGCCGCUCAGCGGUCUGUAUGGCAUGGCAGCCGACCAGGUGCUGGCGUUGCAAGUGGUGCUGGCCGACGGGCGGUUCAUCACGGCGACCGCGACACAGCACCCAGACUUCUACUGGAUGCUGUGCGGCGGCGGCGGCAGCACGAUCGGCGUCGUGACCUCGAUCACCGUAAAAGCCUACCCACGACUUCCAACGACGACUGUGACAUUCAACUUCACCGUGGCCAGCGCGCCCGGCCCGGCCGCCUUCUGGGCUGGCGUGGAAGCGUACAUCGACAACAUCGAGCGACUCGUCGACGCAGGCACAUACGCCUACUACGACCUGGGCGCGUCCAGCUUGCAGCGCGGCACCAACUACCCCGGCGACACGGACUACUACCUGCGCAUCCAGUCACUGCUAGCGCCGAACAUGACCAUUCCCGAGACGCAGCGGCUGCUGCAGCCGUGGUUCGACACGCUCGAUCGGCUGCAUAUCGCCUAUACCCCGGUCUACCACCACGCUGACAACUUCCACGACGCCUGGAAACCCGCCUUCCCGCAGGAAUACAUGGGCGGCGCAAACACGAAGAUCGCGUCGCGGCUGCUGCCACGCCAGGCCUACCACGACGCAGGACUACGCCGACGGAACUUCCUCGCGCACAAAGACGCAGUGGCACAGCAAAAGGGCUACUCAAUAGCCGGCUUCCACCUAACAGGAAAAGGCAAAGCGGCCCCGCAGCCACCACGCAACGCCGUCCUCCCCGCCUGGCGAGACACGCUGACGCACGCGAUCGUGGUCGCGCAGUGGAACUCGAGCGCCAGCUGGGCGGUCGUGAAAGAGAGGUCGCUGGGUCUAACGCGCUGGAUGCAGGCGCUGCGCGACCUGGGCGACUCGGGCGUGUACAUGAGCGAGGCGGACCUGCUUGAGCCGGCGCUGCAGGAGGCGUUCUACGGGGCCAAUUACCCGCGGCUGUAUGCGCUGAAGCAGCGGUAUGAUCCCUGGGGCGUCUUCUUUGCGCUCACGGCUGUCGGGGCCGAGGACUGGGUCGUCCGCGUGGAGGAUCCGUUGCCGCUCUCGUGGAAUAAUAACGGGCGGUUGUGUCCCCGCGGCUAG